CGUCCAGCCCAGGGGCGGACUGACCAUUUGGAAACUCGGGCACUGCCCGAGGGCCCGGGGUCAGUAGGGGGCCCCAUGAGAUGCCCCUGGUACCUUUUCCAUAGGCUUUUUUGAGUUUGGGCAAGGACACAGGGGCCCCAUGAUCCCCCUAUUGCCCAGGGGCCCCAUGAGUUGUCAGUCCGCCCCUGCAACCUAUUAUGGGAUGUAUGUGUAUUGGCUUGGUCCCAGCUGUGAGUAUAAACCAGCAGUGAUCUUGUAGCACAGAUCUGUAGAAGCUA
Messenger RNA from Staurois parvus, 278 nucleotides. NCBI's taxonomy places the organism in Eukaryota, Metazoa, Chordata, Amphibia, Anura, Ranidae. The record is from the annotation of a GenBank genome assembly.